UGUUCCACAGUUCUGUUCUGUUUUUGCUAAGUGUUUCUGUAUGUUUCCAAUACUUAUUUAUUCUAUAAAAAUAUAUUUAACAGUAUAAUAAUAUAGUUAUGGAUAUAUAAUAUAGUUAUGGAUUUAGACAGUUUUUUUCCGUUGUUAAAUUAAUUGUUAUAUCUCAAUCUUUAAAGCUUAACUGAAUAUCGAGUGGUAAGCAGCCAGGUACACGUGAGGAGCCACAAAAUGAAGAAUAAAUCUGCAAAACAUAAAGAUACGAAUACUUUUAAGUUUCAACCAUUCUCAGAGCGUUUGUCGAACAUUAAUAUAGACAUUUUUCAUAAAAUUCGACAUGAAUAUGAGUCUACAACAGAAGAGCAAGAGUGUUAUUUUUAUCAAACUGUACAGAAAUGGAAUACAUUGAACUUGACAGAAGCAUAUAGUCAAUUUAAAAAAGAAAUUAGAAUCAGUAAUUGUAUAUUAUUGCCUGAACUGUUAUUAGAAAAGCAUAAUGUUAUUUACGCUCUAAUACGGCAUAUUAAGCAGGGAAAUCCAUUAUGUUUACAACCACUAUUAGAAAUUUUGGUGGCUUUAGUGCAGGAUUUGCAGAAGGAAUUUUAUCCAUACUAUUCCCAAUUCUUAGACAUUUUAAUAGAAUUAUUAAAUACAAAAGAUACAGAAGUCCUAGAGUCGAUAUUUACAUGUUUGGCUUAUAUGUUUAAAUAUUUAUGGAGGCAUUUUAUAAAACAUAUUAACAAUGUAUUUAACUCUCUAUUGCCACUUUUGUCAGAUGACAAGCCUGACUACAUCAAUAGUUUUGCUGCAGAAAGUUUUGCAUUUGUGGCACGAAAAGUUAAAGAUAAGGAAGCGUUUUUAGAAUUGCUAUUAAAUUCUGUUAAGAAACAAAGUGAUAGUAUUUCUGGAUGUGGAAUGCUAUUAUUUGAAGUAAUUAAAGGAGUAAAUGAUCAGUUUCAUAGUUGUGCAGAACAAUAUUUAUCAUUUUUAUUAGAAUCUUUAUUGAAUCAAAGAUAUUCACAAGAUGUUCUCUUUAAAAUUAUUGAACAUAUGUUUAUGAAUAUUGCAAUGAAGAUCCAUCCUACUAAAAUUGAUUUAGUAUGGGAUAUUCUUUUAAAAUUAUUAUCUAAUCUGGAAGAGCAGCAUAAAGGUGACAGUUGUGUUGACAGUGAACUUAUAGUUAUUCUAAAAUUACUUGGCCAAAUGGUUGAAUAUAGAGGAGGCAAAUUAUUACUGAAAUCUACAAAUGUCAUGCAUCGAUUAUCUGCCUUAUUUGAUUUAUCAAAUAUAAAUGAAUCUGUGUUGCUAAUUUUAAUCCAAAUCUCUGUAUCAAUUUUAUUGUCACCAAAUAUCAGGUUACCUCAAGAAGAAGCAUCUUUAAUAAUCCGAAAAAUUUUGUGUUUGGAUAACAAACAGUUACUGCUGUAUUUUGUUGACAAUAUAAGCAGUUCUUCCUCAUUUGAAAUGCUGAUCCUUCCAAUUUUUUUAAGAAAAUGUGGGGUUUAUCAGUUUGAUAAAGAGUAUUGUCAAAUAUUGACAAAAUUGUUGCUUAGAAAAGCUCCAUUAAGUUUUAAUGGAAUACAUUUCUCUGAAUGGAGGAAAUAUAUAAUAGAUUUUAAAGAAUUUAAUGAGCUAGUAUUUUCCAAACUGAAGUCUUCUAUUGAUCUCCAAUGGGAAAAAGAUUAUACAAGCUAUGUUUCAGCAUUAAUAUGCUUUCAACAUCUUGUUGUUCCUAUAAAUAAAAGAUCUAUGGUAAUGGAAAUUCUUGGCAAACAUUUAGAAGUACUGCUGAAAAGUUUAGAAACGGUUGACUGUGAGAAUGACACAUUUCAAUUAAUAUUCUUGUUGAAUGUGUUAGUUGAAACAAUAGCUCAUAUGGAAUUCAAGGUUUUGAUUAGAAAACAUUUUUACAUGAUACUUAGUGUGUUAUUAAGAUUCUCGACAGAUAUAAAAUAUCUAAUUUCAUUAAAAACAUUGAGCUUACUGGUUACAAUUUUCAAUGAUGAUGAAGAAAUUAUUACUAUGGAUGUACUAAAUCAAAUUGAUGCUAAAUGUGUUGUUAAUUUUAGCAGUCCGUAUCACGAGAUGAGACUUUAUACUGCGCAUAUAUAUAAAUCCUUUGAGGCGCUCACAUAUUUUGACUUGAAACAUAGUGACGACCCUGAAGUACCCCAAGAAAAGUGGAAAGUAUUUUCUUUAAUUUAUGAGAUAGAGUCCAUAGAACCAUCAGUGCACACUUAUAGGGAACAAUUGAAUAGGCUUCAGAAAUUGAAUUUUGAUAAACCACAAAUGAUUAUGUGCAGUAAAACUACAUUUAAAUUAGUUCCUGUAAGAUAUAUGUGUGGCGUGCUUUAUAUAAAUUUUAAACUUUUAUGGGAACCAGUUUUAAAAAUUAUUCAGUCAUAUGCUCAUGGCUUUGUUUCCAAUAUUUUCUGGAGUGUCUUUGGAUUAGAGUUAAAAAGUGCCGUUAAUAACAUACAUAAUCCAUUAAAAAACAGUAUGGUCAGUUUAGAAAGUGACUUAGAUGUCUUGCGAGAAUUAUACCAGCAAUGUCAACAUUUAUCGACUCAACCAGACUUUGCGAAUUAUCGAAGAUUACUGUGGAAAGGCUUGAGCUUAUUUAGUAGUGUUGCAGAAUCGAAGACGAGGGAUUUGUCAGAGUUGUUUUUAAACUUUAUCGAGAAUGAAUAUAACAGGAACCAGAAUGCACUUGGACCAGUAUGUAACAUUAAAGAGUUCUCUGAUCAAGAAGGCGAAGGUUAUACUAAUAGCGAGGUAGUUGAAUCUGUUAAAGAAAACGACGAUGGAGACAUACAUAUAAAGCAUUUUGGGAAAACUGGGCGACAUAGUGUUUUAACACUUUUGCUGGAGAAGUUAUCUGUGUUUUCAAAAUUUAAAAGUCCAAAAUCAGCCUAUCGGGAGCCAGAACUUUACCAACUGUAUUUUGAUUUAUUGAAACAUAAAAAUUCGACAAUUCAGAAGGCAGCUCUCGAUUGUAUAAUGACAUAUAAAUUUAAAUAUCUACUUCCCUACAAGGAACACCUCUAUAACUUGGUUGAUGACAAGAAUUUGAAACAUGCUUUAGUUAAUUUUCGAGUAGAUAAAGAAACUACAGAGAUUCAGAAAGAACACAGAGAAAAUUUAAUUCCCGUUAUAUUACAAAUAGUGUUCAGCAAGAUGAGCGCAAAAACUGGUCUUAGGACAGGCGGCAAAGCUUCCAGUCAGAAUCGCAGAAUUAUAAUUCUAAAGUAUUUAGCUGGAUGUGAGGAACAUGAAAUGUUGGCUUUCUUGAAAAAGGCAUUUUUUAUUUACUCUUCAUAUAUUGAUGAGGAUGAAGUAAAGUUGGUAGAAAAUGUAUGCAAUGGCGUGGAUUUGGAGAAAUGUCUGGCGCCCAAAAAAUUACUUAGUACUAUAAAUUUACUAAAUAUUAUUUUGGAGCAAUUUGGAGGUCUAAUGGGUGAUCAAGUACUUACUUAUUUGCUCAAGAUUCUUCUUGUUAUUGGAGCGCUUGUUAAUGGCAUUACAAUCAAUAUUCAAACUGCACAUUCUGGAUAUCUGUCUACAUUGAAGACUGUUAGAAUAGCAGCUAUAACUUUUUUGGGAUCUUUUUUCAAUAAGUUUGAGCACUAUGCAUGGACCGACAAUCAAAUUACUGCUAUUUUUACAUGCUUUGUUUGGCCAUACCUUGAUAAACUAAAUAUAGAUGGUAUCCAUAGCCCUACAGCUUUAUUGAAACUAUUUAAACAAUGGGGCUCUAACCCAAAAUAUUUUAUGCUACUUGUUAAACAUAAGGUUGAUGAUCCGAAUCAAUAUAUUCUUUCGCACAUAAUUGAAUUACUGAAUAAUAACAAAAGUCACAUGAGUGUCGUAAUGACUAUUUAUGAUAUUAUUGAAAAUAUGUUGAAAUAUGAAGAAGAAGAAGAUGAAGUCAGAUUGAAAGUUUCCAAUAUUAAAUCUAUAGAAAAAAGUUUUUUUAGCAAGAUAGGAACAAAUAUUAAAUUGAAUUACGGGAGCUCGAUACUUUUACCUCAUAUACCUGAUAUUUUGAAAAAAAUUAAAUGUAAAUUGGAAUCCAAAAGCAAGAAUCUCAAUGAAUGUGAGCUAUUUAUAUUGUCUAGAAUAUCGGAGUUGGUAUGGGAAAGUGAAAUUAGCGAUCAAGUAUUAACUAUCAUUUUACCUAUUGCACUGAAGAAAUCAUCAGCCGAUGAGCACAUUAUUCUUAAGCUAUUGGACACAAUAUUAAAUCUUAUUAGAAACGUUCAUAAUCCGGAGAUUCAUUUACCCAAUUUGAUUCCUUUAUUUAGUGAAGUCUCUUAUGCUUCAUCUAGGAAAGUAUUGAUAAAAAUUCUUGAGCAGAUUUCUGAAAAAUGUCCAGAUUUUACCAACACUGCUAGUCUAGUGAGUGAGCUAAAUGCAUUUGAUGUAAAUUGGAUUGACCAACCAGAUUUUCAAAGGAGACAGAAUGCUUUUAAGCUGAUUGAGAAUCAAAUGGACGAGGAUAAGAUAGAUAUGCAUUUGGGAACUUUGUUGAUUCAUAAUUGUUUUAACUUAAUGAGAAAUGAAAAUGAUUUGGCUUUAAAAGACACUUCUUGUCACGUUUUGAAAUGUGUUUGCCCAUAUCUUAUUAGAAAAUAUGAAUCAAACUAUAAAAGUUUGGAUAAUAUUUUAACAAAUUGUUUAUUUAUGUUAAUUAAGAAAGGAAUGAGAUCAAACAACAAUAAUUUGAGAAACGAAUGCAUCUCAUUACUAGGACACGUUGCUCGAGAAUGUCCAACAAGUCAUUUUAUUUUGCGAGACCUAAGCCGAUUUUGUAAUAAAGAUGAUCUUGAGGUUGAUAUUUUUGAGAAUCUAACUCAUUUGCAGAUUCACAGACACGCUAGGGCUAUGCUUAAAUUGUCACAAAUUAUUCAAGAACAAAAGAUAUAUCCCAACCCGAAGACCCUUGGUCAAUUUGUUUUACCUCUGGCUUGGUAUUAUCUUUGCUCUGAUAAGUUUGUUGGAAAGAAUAGUAUUAUCGAUGCGUCUAUCGAGAUGAUAGGAACAGUUUGUAAAAUUUUGCCUUGGCACCAAUAUGAAGGAAUUUUAAAAUAUAGUUUAUCAGUAUUAAGAAACAAGGCUCAAUAUCAAAAACAACUUGUCCGCCUAGUUGUGGUAAUUUUAGAUUCAUUUCAUUUUGAUUUGACUAAAGGUUAUGUGGAUCUUAAUACUGAAGCUGAGACACCUACACCCAUUGCUGAUGAGAAUAACGAGAACGAUUUACCCCUCUUAGAUGAACAAGAAACUGAUAAUACUGAAGAAGAUACAUAUAUAGACGAUGACGUGAAAAUAUUUGGAAAAAAUACUGUUUUGUGCAAAUCCACUGCGACAAGGGUUUUAAAGACUAUCCAGACUAUUCUGUUGCCCCAACUUCAUCGCUCAUUAGCAGAACUGACUCAGUAUGACCAUUCUCAUAAAGUAAAUAGAAAGAAAACAAGUAUUGAAAAAGAAGAAGAGGACUUGGCAAGAGUGCCUAUUUCAUUGGCUGUGGUAAAGUUACUUCAAAGGCUGCCAAAAGAAAUAUUGGAAUUAAACUUACCUAGGGUGUUUUUAAAAUUAUGUACUUUCUUAAAAUCUCGUUUGGAAUCAGUGAGGAAAAUAGCCAGGGAGACGCUUCAAAAAAUAAUGGGUACUUUAGGUACAAAAUACUUAAGAAUGUUGAUAGCAGAGAUGGCACCUCUUUUCAACAGAGGCUUUCAAGUGCAUGUUUUAGUAUUUACAGUUCAUGGUGUAUUAAGAUCUUUGAAAGAUGCUUACGAACCACAUGAUAUCGACGAAGUCCUUUUAACAGUAGUUAAUCUGUGUACUGCUGAUUUAUUUGGCGUUCUUUCAGAAGAAAAGGAAAUAGUAAAAAUUACUGUUAAAGUGGCAGAGGCAAAGGCAUCUAAAAGUUAUGAUACUUUGCAAAUUCUUGCUCAAUACAUGACAGAAAAAUGUCUUAUGGAUUUGGUUUUACCAUUGAAACAGAUCAUUGAAGUUAAUCAUUCCCAUAAAAUAAUUCAUAAAGUACAAGAAGCAUUAAGGUAUAUUGUACUGGGUUUAAUCGAGAAUAAGUUUAUAUCUAACGAGUCUUUAUUGAAAUUUGCUUAUGGAUUAUCAGCCCAAAAAAUUUUGGAGUUAUUACCUACAAAGACACCAUCAAAGGGGGAUAGUAAAACUAAACAAGUAAUAGAAAAGGAGGACUGUUUUAUAAUACCAAAAAUACCCGGAAAUAGAACCAUGUAUAGGGAAUUAAACGUAAAGAUGUCUUCAAAUACAAACAGCUACAUAUUGGUAGAGUUUGGUUUAAGAUUAUGUUUAAUGCUGUUAAAGAAAGAAAGACUCAGGGAUAAUAUGUACAAACCCUAUAUUGAUCCUUUUAUUGUGAUUUUUAGAAAUUGUUUAAAAUCAAAACACGUUAAGUUAUGCACACUGACUCUUCAGUGUCUUCAAUGGGUGAUGAAAGAUGAACUACCCCAAAUGAGUCAACACAUUAAAUCUAUAGCAAGCGAUAUGUUUUCAAUUUUACAUAAAUAUGCAGCUUCAGGUUUAAGCAAGGGAGAUAAUUUUGACUUGGUUGUGUCUGCUUUUAAGGCAAUGGCAGUAUUAGUAAGAGACGUAAAAUACUAUGUAAUAGACACAAAUCAAUUAAAAACUCUUUUACUUUAUGUUGAACAAGAUAUGCACAACUAUGAAAGACAGGCCACUGCGUUCAGCCUACUGAAGGCAAUUAUUACAAGGAAACUAAUAGUACCAGAAAUGCAUUCUGUUAUGUCCAAGGUAGCAGAACUUAGCAUAACAUCCGAAAUUAAUUAUGUCAGGACACAAGCUAGAUUAGUUUUCCAUCAGUUUAUAAUGGAGUACCCCUUAGGUAACAGUAUUGAUAAACAUUUAGGAUUUUAUAUCGCUCAACUGAGUUUUGAAUUGCAAGACGGACGUGUAUCAGCUAUAGAAAUGAUUCAUACAUUAAUAAACACUUUUCCGUUGAGUGUAUUAAAAAGUCAUGCCAGUACAUUACUAAUUACUCUUGGAGCUAGAUUGGUAAACGACGAUGUUCCAGAAUGCCGAAGAAUGAUAGCAAGUUGCAUUUCAUCAAUGUUAACUAGAUUACCUAAAAGUGACAGAAAUCCAUUGUUUGAAAUGCUUUGUUUAUGGCUUAAAGAUAAAGAGAUGAACCAUAGAAGAAUGGCAGUACAAAUUUGCGGAAUUUUUGUCAAUGUCGAAAAAGGCGAAUUUGAAUCUAGACUAUCGGUAAUGAUUCCUUUAAUUCUAAAGCAGUUUGGUUUAACUAACCAAGGUGCAGGAAAAUUUGUAAAGUUAAAAAAGGAGAAAGUACUCUCUGAUGGAGUUCAAAAAAAUAGAGAUCACCACUACUACCAAGUUCUUCAACUGAUACUGAAAAUAUGUGAGGAAUGUCCCUCAUUUUUAAAGAAUAAAAAUGAAAUUGAAUUAUUAGGAUUUCACGUUCAGACUUUGUUAGGUUAUCCUCACGAGUGGGUUCGAUUAUCAUCCGCACAAUUUUUAGGCUACAUUUUAUCAUCAAUGGACAUUGACCAUCUGAGUAUGUUACUGUUAAAUAAUGAGUCAGAACAGGGAUACUUAUGUGGUGAUCCCGAAAAUUAUAUAAAGGCUUUAACUUUAGAUUUAUGCGAUCAGUUACAGCCUGGAAAAGUCAACUCAGAUUUAGCUGAACAAGUUAUCAAGAACUUGGUGUUUAUAUCUCGUGUUUUACAAAAAGUACCUGAAACAAGCAACAAAAAAAUUAAUCUGUUAUGGUUAACUAAAUUAAUGAGGAAAAUAAUUAAUUUGGAAGUUAUUAAAGAUUCGUCAUCUAUUAUUCUAAGAACAGAAAUUUUUAAAUGGAUUGCUGGUAUUGGGGCAAUACUUGAUGUAGUUAAUAUCAAAUCUAUUUUGAAUCAUUUGUUGGCGCCAUUAGUUCGAGAAAUGAUUACGACAGAAGAAAAAAAUGCCCCAUUGCGACAACUAUCUAAAGAAGUAGCUAGAUACCUUAAAAAUAAAGUUGGUGUGGAACUAUAUACUAAAACGCUUCAAUCGCUUCAGCAAAAUUUAGAAGUAAAAAGAGCAGAGAGAAAACGUGCAAGAUCUCAAUUGGCUGUAACUGAUCCCGAGUCUUAUGCUCAGAAACGGAUAAAAAUGCACGCGAAAAAGAAAAUAACCAAGAAGAGGAAACUGGAAGAAUUAAGGGGAAAGAAGAAUUUUAAAAGGCGGAAAGUUGUUGAUUUAGAGGAUAAUUCAGACGUGUUAUAAUUUUAUUUAUUAAAUAUAUA
Molecule: messenger RNA, 8300 nt
Organism: Sitophilus oryzae (rice weevil)
Lineage: Eukaryota; Metazoa; Arthropoda; Insecta; Coleoptera; Curculionidae
Product: small subunit processome component 20 homolog
Exons: 15
Coding region: 229-8280 (2683 amino acids)
Cellular component (GO): 90S preribosome; small-subunit processome; nucleolus
Source: RefSeq, a predicted model, not a curated record